Messenger RNA from Brenthis ino (lesser marbled fritillary), 441 nucleotides. The record is from the annotation of a GenBank genome assembly. Lineage: Eukaryota; Metazoa; Arthropoda; Insecta; Lepidoptera; Nymphalidae.
AUGCUUUUCAAAUUUGCUGCAAUUCGUGUAAAAUCGUUACUUUUACCAAAAAUAAAGCUACCAAUUGCUUACCAGAUAAGAAAAGCUGGGAGUUUGAUACCUCCGACUCAGUACGAUGUGCCCAUCCCCAGGAAACUACAUCUCGGAUACGCGUUAAAGACCUAUUGGGAGAUAAUACCAUUGUUCUUAGUGACUUGUACCAGUUUGACUUUCAUGGUGCUUUCUAUAGGUUGGGCCUAUAUAAAUAAGGUGGAUGUAGUAUACUCGACGCACAACCGCGAGAAUAUAUCCCGUACGAUGAACCUCCGUAACCCUUCAGUGCACAAGAUUGUGAUCAUCAACCAGCGCUACGAGCCCUGGCCCGAGAUGCAGGACGUGUUGGAUAAAAUGAUGAUGGCGGAAAAACGCGCCCUGGUCAAGUUGCAGACUUGUGCACACCCG